AUGUCGUGGGGAGGCCACCCCCGUUUUGAGCAAUGGAUCGGCAAGACCAGAUCCCCCGUGUUGUUCGACUGGAUCAGCGAAACGCGCCUCGGCAUUGAGGAAGAAGCCGGAUUCUAUCCCGAAUUCUACGCGGCAGAGUAUUGCCCAAUCGAUUCAUAUAUCUACGAAAUAGCCUAUAUGAAAAGUGACUUUUAUAUCUGGGCUUUUAAGCUUCCCCCUGGUAAACGGAUGGAGGAGCUUUUGAGCGACAAGCAGAUUCAGAAAUUCGAGAAUUUGAAAGGAGACGCCGUUACUCGGCGUCUCUGGCAGCUUUGGACCAAUGUAUGGCAUCGUUUCCUAUUCUGGGGACCAGGCGAAUGGGAGACCGAGUUUCAGAAGUGUACAGACUUGGGGGACUUGGGUAUGUGCCAAAGAUCUAUGCUUCGGAAUGGCGUUGAAGUCACCAGGGCCCAUAUCUGGAUAAAAUAG
Messenger RNA from Trichoderma virens Gv29-8, 468 nucleotides. RefSeq lists its product as uncharacterized. The record is from RefSeq and is a predicted model, not a curated record. The transcript has a single exon. Lineage: Eukaryota; Fungi; Ascomycota; Sordariomycetes; Hypocreales; Hypocreaceae. The coding region runs from base 1 to 468 and encodes 155 amino acids.